ACUUAUGAAAGUAACUCACGAUUGUCAAGUAAAACCAAAACACAACAGUAAUGUUUGUUGUUUGAAUUGAUGUGUACUCGUAUUUAUCAUGUUUUUAAUUUGCUCUUUACGAAAAUUUUGAACAUGCCCAAAUUUAAAUUUAAUUUAUUACAAAGACUUCUAUAAAACGAUAAUCAGAAAUGGAAUAAUGGAUAGUGAGUUACAAAAGUCAGUACUUUUGAGCACCUUUCAUAAUGGAAAGAAAAAAAUACGGAUUAUUUUACAUCAAGGAAACCUGGUUUGGGAUAAUGAAAAACCACCGUAUGACAAAACAUCUGUGCCAAUUGAAAAUAUUAUAUCUGUGCAACAGAAUUAUAUGAGAUGUCAUCCUAGUGAACCCAGACAGAUUGAUCCUAAUUCCUUUGUUAUUCAUUAUGCAGAAAGAGAAAGAGGUCCUAAAUGGGUGUAUAAAAGAAUAAAUCUUAAAAAUUCAGAUGUCAAUUUAGUCACUUCUUGGGUGAAGACCUUACAAAACCAUUUAAAAAGUUUCAAAAGGCCAAAACGUCUCCUUUUGUUUGUGAAUCCAUUUGGAGGCAAAAGAAAUGCUAUGCAAAUAUACGAAAAAUAUGCCAAAAAUUUAUUUCAAAUAGCCGGUAUAGACGUGACGGUGAAUGUUUCUCAAAGAAAAAAUCAAAUCAAGGAUUUUGUCAUCAACCAUAAUUUAGAUAUUUUUGAUUCGGUGGUAUGCGUGGGUGGAGAUGGAACCGUGUCGGAGUUAUUCAAUGGUUUGGUGUUGAGAGAGUGCAAGAUUAAGGGAAUCAUUCCAGAUGACAUUAACCAGAUUUUACCUAAACCGAAAAUCCCCAUAGGUAUCAUUCCAGGAGGUAGUACAGACACUAUAGCAUACUGUAUACAUGGUACUGAUGACACAACUACUGCUGUAUUACAAAUUAUAUUUGGAGACACUCUAGGAUUAGAUCUAGUAUCAGUAUAUGAUGAACAUAGUUUACUUAGUUUAUAUGCUAGUACGUUAAGUUAUGGUUACCUCGGUGAUGUGGCCUACCAUAGCGACCAAUAUCGAUGGAUGGGGCCUCGUAGAUAUGAUUACUCAGGUUUUAAGAAACUAGUAAGUAAUAGAGGCUACAAUGGCGAACUAGCCAUAUAUUCUGAGAAUGAUGGUGUAGUUCAGGAAAUUCCUUGCCACGAAAAUUGUGAUAUAUGCAAAGCAAGUAAAAAUAUACAAACUGAUAGAUUAGGCUGUAAAUGGAGAACCCUCUCUGGAAAAUUCUUUAUGGUAACUAGUGCUAACAUAAGCUGUGCUUGUAGUCGAAGUCCGAAGGGUAUAGCUCCUUUUAGUCAUUUAGGUGAUGGGAUGGUACAUUUGGUAUUAGUCAAACAUACUUCAAUAAUAAACAAUUUAAAAUUAUUGAUAAGAUUAUCCAAAAAUGAGGCUUGCAUCGAAGAUUUACCCUUCGUCGAAACAUAUUGCGCUCGAGAAUUUUGUUUUAGAGCCAUUGAAGGGGGUAGCAAAUGGAACUGUGAUGGGGAAGUACAACAUCAGAUUAAUAUACGUGCAAAAGUAAGAUGUCAAUUGCUCACUAUAUUCAGCAGAGGAAGGCCAAAGAAUUCUACAGCUGAUCCCAGUUGCUGUGGAUUUUAAGGAUAUUUUUUUAUUGUAACAACAAAGUAUUGACUCAAGUAUUUUAUUCACCUAUUCCUCCAAAUAGUAUUAUUUUUUACAUUGGUAUAUUAUGACAUAUAUGUAUUUAUUUAAUAUACUGUAAUGAAUUGUUUAUUUCCUAAAUUGAAUCCAUAUAUUUUAAUUCUCUGAAAUUUUAAUUUUAGUAGGGUAUAAUUAAUAAAUUAUUAUAAUUCCUUCUUUAGAGUACAAAUUUCUCAAUAAACCCCUGUCCACCUAGGAUUUGAAUUAUUUUAAACUUGUAUAUUUCCAAAACAAAUUCAUCAAUCUUACAUAGAAAUGUUGAUUGGCUACGACACCAUCCAGAAAUAAAUGCAUUCAAUAUAACUUCAAAUUAUUUUAUUUAAAAAAAUAUAUCAAAAACAAUUACUAUAUAGAAAUGGUAAAGAUAUAUAGGAUGUACAAUAAGAAAAGUAUGUUCAAAGAGAGCACACAUGGAAAUAAAAAAAUUGUUCUAUUUAGGAUAUCAACAAUUUAUUUCAUACUCCAAGUAUACACACUUUUUAGCUGUCUAUGUUUUGUAACAUUUAUUAUUCAUUCCUUUAUUUAUGUUUGUGGAAUAGUGAAAAUAAAUUAUUUUUUUCAA
Diorhabda carinulata is the source of this 2264-nucleotide messenger RNA. Its product is annotated as ceramide kinase. The transcript is spliced from 6 exons. Gene Ontology annotation, molecular function: kinase activity. The coding region runs from base 188 to 1639 and encodes 483 amino acids. The record is from RefSeq and is a predicted model, not a curated record. NCBI's taxonomy places the organism in Eukaryota, Metazoa, Arthropoda, Insecta, Coleoptera, Chrysomelidae.